This is a messenger RNA of Ooceraea biroi (clonal raider ant), 2557 nucleotides long. It is a transcript of the gene Uba2, whose product is annotated as Ubiquitin-like activating enzyme 2. Lineage: Eukaryota; Metazoa; Arthropoda; Insecta; Hymenoptera; Formicidae. Gene Ontology annotation, molecular function: SUMO activating enzyme activity. The record is from RefSeq and is a predicted model, not a curated record. Gene Ontology annotation, biological process: protein sumoylation. Gene Ontology annotation, cellular component: SUMO activating enzyme complex; cytoplasm.
GCUGAAUGCCGGCCGCCGCCGCGCCGCGAAGCAGUUUAUUCAGUGAUUUCGAAGGGGAUAGUUGUCAGGUGCACAACGGUUGUUCCGAGUUUUCUUUUUUUCAACUUGUUAUUUCGUAUUUUGUAUUUCACUCAUUUUUGCAAUUGGCCGUAUCGAACCUGAAAGGGAUCGGGUGCCAUUAAACACUAAGAAGAAGCAGAAGUUUAUUCAGCAACAUGGCAGCGGUUAUAAGUGGAGUGUUCCGUGAGGAACUGCGAGACACGAUUUUAAGCAGUAAAGUGCUUGUCGUGGGCGCCGGCGGCAUCGGUUGCGAGAUCUUGAAAAACCUUGUUAUGUCAGGAUUCACAAACAUCGAGAUUAUCGAUUUGGAUACGAUUGAUGUGAGCAACUUAAAUAGACAAUUCCUAUUCCAAAAGAAGCAUGUAGGAAAAUCGAAAGCUAGUGUAGCAUGCGAAACAGCAUUAACAUUCAAUCCAGAUGCCAAAGUGAUACAUUAUCAUGACAGUAUUACAUCACCAGACUUUGGCUUGACCUUCUUCAAGAGGUUUACAGUGGUUUUAAAUGCCCUGGACAAUAGGGCAGCCAGGAAUCAUGUGAAUCGCAUGUGCUUAGCAGCCGAUGUACCAUUAAUUGAAUCUGGUACUGCAGGUUACGAGGGUCAAGUUGAACUCAUUAAGAAAGGUCUGAGCCAGUGCUACGAGUGUACACCGAAGGCUGCACAAAAGACCUUUCCCGGCUGUACUAUUCGCAACACACCAAGUGAGCCUAUCCACUGUAUAGUGUGGGCCAAGCACCUCUUCAAUCAACUGUUUGGAGAGGAAGAUCCCGAUCAAGAUGUUUCUCCAGACACAGCAGAUCCUGAAGCAGCUGACACAGCAGGGGAUGGAGCUUUGCAGGCCGAGUCCAACGACAAAGGCAAUAUUGACAGAGUUUCUACGCGAGUUUGGGCCCAGUCUUGCAACUACGAUUCAGAAAAGUUAUUCGUGAAGCUAUUCCAUGAUGAUAUCAAGUAUCUGUUAAGUAUGGACAACCUGUGGAAGAAGCGCAGACCUCCAGUGCCAUUGGACUGGAGGGAGUUACCAGAUGGAGUGGCGGGAUGCAGUAAAGAGAUCAGUCAGCCAGGAUUAAAGGAUCAACAACGCUGGAGCAUUUCCAAGUGCGGCAACAUUUUUGCAGAUUCAGUGAAGAGUCUGAGCCAGGUGUUGAAAGCUUCCCAGGAGAAGUCGCCGAGUAAUCAUCUGGUUUGGGACAAGGACGAUCAACACGCCAUGGAUUUCGUUGCCGCGUGCGCCAACAUUCGCGCACACAUCUUUGGGAUUCCUCAAAAGACCCGAUUCGACAUUAAGUCAAUGGCUGGUAAUAUAAUCCCGGCGAUCGCCACUACCAACGCUAUAAUCGCGGGCAUGGUCGUUCUCCAUGCUUUCCGAGUCCUCGAGAACAAUUUGCAAGCCUGCAAAUCUGUUUACUUGCGUCUAAAAAUGAAUCAUCGUAAUCAGCUGUUAGUGCCGGAGAAGGCGGUGAAUCCGCCCAAUCCAAAGUGUUACGUCUGCGCGCCGACUCCGCAAGCGGUGCUGGCGGUUGACACCUCUAGCAUGACCAUCAAAGAGCUGGAGGAAUUGGUCCUGAAAAACAGACUGAACAUGAUCGCUCCUGAUGUAAUGAUCGACGGUACUGGCGCUGUCGUCAUCAGCAGUGAAGAGGGCGAGACGGAGGAAAACAACGAUAAGAGAUUGGAGGAACUUGGAAUCAAGGAUGGGACGAUACUGAAAGUCGACGACUUCCAACAGAAUUAUUCGCUGACUGUCUUCGUGGUUUACCGAGAAAAACCAGGUCCAAAGGAUGACAGUCCGCAAUUCCUGAUAUUGGCAGACAAGGAUGCUCUGCAGCCAAAGGAGGAGGAGGAUGAAGAGAUGAUAGAGAAACCAUCGACAUCGAAUGGCCGGGAUGUAAGCGAAGCAUCGGAUAAAAAGCGUAAGCACGAACCGGUGGAAGAUGAGGUCGCUGUCAAGAGACGCAAGGUGGAAGAAGUGGACGAUGGCGAUGAUAUUUGUAUCAUCGACAACGAGGAGAUGCCCCAUAGUAACUCAUCCGAAUUGAAAAAAUUAACGCCGAGAAAACGGAAGCCUUCCGAAGACACCGAUUGCUUGAUAGUUUGCGACGAUAAGUAAGCGAUUAACUGCGAGAGCGAGAUACGAUCUUAGAUUCGCGACGAAAAACGAAAGAACUCGAACGCAAGCUAGGUUGAAGCUAAGUUGAAGAUAAGAAAUAAAAAACAUAAUUUUAAAAAGGAUCUGGAGUAAAGUAAGCAGAAAGAAAAACAAUCUUUGGAAUAUUUGAUCUUAAGAUUGUUAGAUAUAAGGAUUAAAGAACGUGAAAAUUCCUCAAAGUGUAGGUUUAAACUGAAGGAUGUCUUCAAAAAAUAUUAUUAAAUUUUUUAAACACACAAUUCUCUCUAUCAGAAACUCUUAAUGUGAAGAGAAAGCGUCCGGGAUCAUAUAAUACAUCAUGAUAUAUUAAGAUUUAAUUACAAGAAAAUAAAGCUUUCUUGGUUGUAUUA